Messenger RNA from Hymenoscyphus albidus, 1774 nucleotides. Lineage: Eukaryota; Fungi; Ascomycota; Leotiomycetes; Helotiales; Helotiaceae. The record is from the annotation of a GenBank genome assembly.
AUGGUGAGGUCCACGUGGAUCGCGAUCGGGUCGGGUGGACCCAGGCAGUCAGGGACGGCCGGGGGAUUUGACGACAGGCCCGGUCAGUGGACACUCGGUAACACCAAAAAGGCUCAACCUCAAAAAGGAGUAGAAAAGCCUCUCGGUCGUUACUUGGGGUGCUCAGAAGAGAGAGACCCGGGUGAGGUGGGGACGGUGAGUCUAUUUCUGAUAUUUCUGCGUUUGAACUUUGCCAGUCCUUCAAUUGGUUUCCCCUCGUUUGCUCUGGUACAACCAGACUUCCAGCUGGCUUGCAUGCCGACGCUCACCUAUCUCUGCAUUAUCUGUGGGUCUUUUGGCCCAAUUGAUGCUGACCUCUCACGACUCAGCAUUGGUUCUAUCAAUAAUGCUUCCUGCCAGUUUUUUCUGGAGCGUGUGGCUGGGUAUGGGUAUAGCGAAAUCAGCUUUUGGCCCUUUUUGCUUCAUUUUUAUUUCAUGGGACGAUUGGCUAACAUAAAUAUAGAGUUGUAUCAAACGAGAAAAAGGCGCAAUGUCUACCUUUGCGUUACUCUCUCUACCUAGCAGUUGUCGGAGUGUUUUAGCACGUAACUCGGGUACACUCCCUCAUCUGUAUAGAAGAGCUAGGACUCGUACACCAAAUCUCCUCGCAAAUACCAAUAUACGGCAACAAAAACUUGCCUAUCCUCUCAAAUGUCAAAAAUCCAUACACCAUUCAGCCAUCAGAGCAAUUUCCACCACCAUUCAAAAUCCAGAAACCAUGAAUUCUACCACAUCAAGCCAGGUUCUGACGCCCUACACACCACCAACGACCGGUGUGAUCUCUAUCCUCCCUUCAUCAUGGGUCCCUUAUGCUGAGCUCGCCAGACUCAACAGUCAGACUGGAACCCAUUAUCUCUUUUUCCCCUGUCUCUUCUCCACACUUCUUGCUGCCCCCCUCGCCGUUCCGAUGGCCUCCCCGCUUUCGGUGCUGGGAACAUCUCUUCUCUUCUUCAGCGGUGCUCUCAUCAUGCGAGGAGCAGGCUGCUCAAUCAACGAUCUCUGGGACAGAAAUCUCGACCCCCAUGUCACACGAACAAGGCAUCGACCCAUUGCUCGCGGGGCACUAACGCCCUUCAAAGCAUUAGCUUUCACUGGAGCACAGCUUCUUACCGGUCUUGGUAUCCUCCUCCAGUUCCCAACUUCCUGUCUCUUUUACGGAAUUCCGAGUUUACUUUUCGUCGCGACGUAUCCCCUCGCCAAAAGAGUGACGCAUUAUCCACAGUUCGUAUUAGGAAUUACUUUUUCCUGGGGUGCUAUCAUGGGAUUUCCCGCUCUCGGUGUGGACAUGAUGCAAAAUUCUGCGGCGUUGGCGGCUGGUUUUUUCCUCUACACAUCUAAUAUUGCUUGGACAGUUUUGUAUGACAUGAUUUACGCGCACAUGGAUAUCAAAGACGAUGCCAAAGCUGGAAUCAAAAGUAUUGCCUUGAGACACGAUUUACAAACCAAGCAAAUUCUGAGCGGUUUGGCUGUAACUCAAGUUGGUUUGUUAGCAGCGGCUGGAGUUACAGCUGGUGCAGGACCUACUUUUUUUGUUGGAGGCUGUGGUGGUGCUGCUAUCACGUUAGCUGUCAUGAUUAAGAAGGUUAAUCUCAAAGAUGUCAAGAAUUGUUGGUGGUGGUUUGUUAAUGGGUGUCUACUCACUGGAGGUGUGAUCUCUACGGGGUUAGGCCUGGAUUACAUCAUGAGGUAUACAGCUUGGGAGCAGAGGUUGAGCGAAGAAAAGCAGGCGGUUUGA